AUGAAGCUGGCAGAGUUGAGCAGCAGUGGUACGAAGGCAGACCUGUUGAUGUUCAUUGACGAGAAGCUGUUAUCGGGAGCUCCUGCGAACAUCAUCACAGAAUUCCAAAAGAAGUACAACGUCAAGGUUGAGCCUCUGCACUUCGCUCAAUUGAACGAGACCUGGAUUCAUUACCCUGAGUUGUUGGCUUUCAACAGAACAGAGUAUAAGAGACUGAUCUACGUUGAUCCAGUCUCUAUCUUAACAAAGGGAAACCUCGAUGAGCUGUUCUUCAUUCCUCCUACUAAUUUGGCAGUUCCUAGUGCGUACUGGACAAGCGAAGAACCGCUCAGCAAGGUACUCAAGCAUUUUGACCUGAAGAAGACCGGUUACAUUAAAGAGUCUCCAAAACGGAGAGCCCUCAAGCUUAACAAGAUAUUCAAGAACGAUAUCGAACCCUUCUUGAACGAGGACACUGCGAAGUUGAACUUCCACGGGUUUUCUUCCUCACAGACCCUCGAUGAGAGAGUCAACGAGAAGAACUUCUACUCUAAUUUGUACAACAGUUUACCAAAGAACUGGGUUAUGGAGGAGCUAUUCUUAUCCACUAACGUCAUGGUGAUUCAGCCAGGCACAGAGGUGUUCUCACGUGUCGAAAAGGAUCUAUUGGAAGUGGGAUACACCGGGAAAGACCUUGCUCGUUUGCUGAGAGAUACGAUAUUCUCUUUCCGUUACUCUAUCAGGUUACAGAUUGGCCGUUCUCGUCACUUCACAAGCAGAUUCAACCUGGAAGAACGUCUGGACGAGAGACCGGAACUAAUGAUCUUGCCUCAUAACGUCUAUGGUACGCUUGCUUCCGAGUUUGAGAAGUACGAAACUUCUUCAAAGAAGGAGAAGAAUUCAAAGAAGUACUCCUUCUACGCUGCCGACCCUAACGAUCUUCCGUAUUCACUUAUGGGUCUCAAGUCCGUCACCGGUGAACCACUCUAUUACGACAUGGAUGAAGCAGAAGACAUUGUUGGUCUCAUUUACAACAAAGCCAAGGUCAUCCACUAUGGAACAUCAGCAUUUGACCGUCAGCUGUACACAGAGGGCAAGUUUGAUGUGUAUGGUUUGGAUGGUAGGGAACGUGUGUGUGAUGCUGGAAGUGGUGAUGCUGGAAGUGGUGAUGAGACCUCAGCUCAUAAGAGAGAUGAGAAGGAGGACGAGAAGAACGCCGGGUUCAGAAAGAAGUCAAAGACUGAAUAUGACUGCUCUUCUGACCUAUGGGAACCAUUGUUAGCUCUGUACAAGGAGCAGAGAUCACGUGUGUGCAACUGA
Molecule: messenger RNA, 1299 nt
Organism: Williopsis jadinii
Lineage: Eukaryota; Fungi; Ascomycota; Saccharomycetes; Phaffomycetales; Wickerhamomycetaceae
Exons: 1
Coding region: 1-1299 (432 amino acids)
Source: RefSeq, a predicted model, not a curated record